Molecule: messenger RNA, 300 nt
Organism: Gongylonema pulchrum
Lineage: Eukaryota; Metazoa; Nematoda; Chromadorea; Rhabditida; Gongylonematidae
Source: the annotation of a GenBank genome assembly
AUGCAUUCCACUGUUGUUCUGCGCAACUUCCGCCAUUUCCUUGUGCUGUCGAACCGUACUCUUUCAUAUGAGACGGUUGAUGUGCGACGGAUCAAUGCGAUGUUGAAUCACGAAGAUGCCAGUGAGUAUCUCAAAAUUACACCUGAUGGCUUAGAGGCUCGAUGCGAUGUUUCGUCGUUUGAAUCAGUUCGUUGUACAUUCGAAGCUACGGAAGGUGUUUGGUUUUAUGAAGCGUUGAUACUAACGCCGGGUGUGAUGCAGAUUGGUUUUGCAACCAAACACAGUCGCUUUUUGAAUCAU